AUGUGUGUGAGAUUAUUGGUUGCCAAAUCAAAUUGGAAUAUUCCUGAUCAGUGUUUGGAAUUAUUCGUAAAAAUGAUGCUCGAUUCGACUCCUACGAAAGACAACUUGCCUACAAGUUUUUAUGAUGCAAAGAGGUUGGUGUCGAAGUUGGGUUUAAAAGUAAGAAAGAUUGAAUGUUGCAUUAGUGGUUGCAUGAUGUUUUAUGACAAUGAGUUUGGUACUAAUGAUGAAGCGUUGGAGGAAUGUAAGUUUUGUAAGAGUCCAAGAUAUAAAGUUCGUAGUAAAGCCAUUGAUCGUAAGCAAAAACGUGUAGCAGUGAAGUCCAUGUUUUAUCUUUCGAUAAUAUCAAGGUUGAAAAGAAUGUUUGCUUCAAUGCACAGUGCAAGUCAAAUGACAUGGCAUCAUACAAACAAAAUAAGUUCAAGCACUAUGCGACAUCUAUAUGAUGGCGAGGCAUGGAAGCACUUUGAUCACAUACAUACUGAUUUUGCUGCAGAACCUAGAAAUGCGGGGAUUGGAUUAUGCUCUAAUGGUUUUGCUCCAUAUGUCCAAGUGUCUGGAAGUGGGUAUUCUUGUUGGCCAGUUAUUAUAACCUCUUACAACCUCCCUUCUGAGAUGUGUAUGACAAAACCAUACAUGUUUUUGACUUGCAUCAUUCCAGGACCAUCGAGUCCAAAAGUCGGAAUUUAUUUGUACUUACAAUCUUUAAUUGAUGAUUUGAAGAGGUUGUGGAUUGUUGAAUAG
Lathyrus sativus (Indian pea) is the source of this 744-nucleotide messenger RNA. The record is from the annotation of a GenBank genome assembly. NCBI's taxonomy places the organism in Eukaryota, Viridiplantae, Streptophyta, Magnoliopsida, Fabales, Fabaceae.